GGUCAAAAAAGAAGGACCAUUGGGCGAGAUUAAAAAGAACACAUAUGUAAGGGAUCCUCUCACCUUUGAGUCUUUGACUGUCAUCAAUACCACUAAAAAAGAAAAGGAAGGAGAUCAGGAAGAAAUCUCAAUUCCACAAAAACGUCCUGUGAGAUCAGGUUCCGAUUAUAUCUGUUUGUGUUCUUCAUAUCAUAUAAACGGAUCGGGAUCUGCGGGAGAUUUAUAUCUGGACAUCGUAAUCGGAUUUAGUUAAAUGAUUGGGUUUCAUUGAUCUGAAGAAGCACGUGGUGCUGGAUCUAUUUUUAAAAUGGCUUCAGUGAGUGUAGUGCCUGCUUCUGGAUUUAGAGAAGCUAGGGGCAAUUGUGUCGCUGUUGAUAGAUUGCCUGAGGAGAUGAAUGACAUGAAAAUUAGGGAUGACAAGGAAAUGGAAGCUACUGUAGUUGAUGGGAACGGGACAGAAACAGGUCAUAUCAUUGUGACUACCAUUGGCGGGAGAAAUGGACAGCCAAAGCAGACUAUAAGCUACAUGGCUGAGCGUGUUGUGGGGAAUGGAUCAUUUGGAGUUGUUUUCCAGGCUAAAUGCUUAGAGACUGGUGAAACUGUGGCAAUAAAAAAGGUUCUUCAGGACAAACGGUACAAAAACCGGGAAUUGCAAACGAUGCGUCUUUUAGACCACCCAAAUGUCGUGUCACUGAAGCAUUGUUUCUUUUCAACAACUGAAAAAGAUGAACUUUAUCUUAACCUUGUACUUGAGUAUGUUCCAGAGACUGUUCAUCGGGUAAUCAGGCACUAUAAUAAGAUGAAUCAAAGGAUGCCACUGAUAUAUGUGAAGCUGUAUACAUAUCAGAUUUGUAGGGCAUUGGCUUACAUUCAUGGCAUUAUUGGAGUUUGCCACAGGGACAUAAAGCCUCAAAAUCUUUUGGUGAACCCACAUACCCAUCAGUUAAAACUAUGUGACUUUGGAAGUGCAAAAGUCUUGGUGAAAGGGGAGCCGAAUAUUUCUUAUAUCUGCUCUAGGUAUUACAGAGCCCCUGAGCUUAUUUUUGGAGCGACUGAGUAUACUACAGCAAUUGAUAUUUGGUCUGCAGGCUGUGUUUUGGCUGAGUUACUUCUCGGACAGCCUCUCUUUCCAGGUGAAAGUGGAGUAGACCAGCUUGUUGAAAUCAUCAAGGUUUUGGGUACCCCAACUAGGGAAGAAAUCAAGUGCAUGAAUCCGAACUACACAGAGUUUAAAUUCCCCCAGAUUAAAGCUCACCCAUGGCACAAGAUAUUUCACAAACGCAUGCCACCUGAAGCUGUUGAUCUUGUCUCGAGACUUCUGCAGUACUCGCCUAACCUUCGAUGCACAGCUCUGGAAGCCUUGAUCCACCCCUUCUUCGAUGAGUUACGGGACCCAAAUACUCGUCUGCCAAAUGGACGUUUCCUGCCCCCACUCUUCAACUUCAAGCCUCAUGAACUGAAGGGGGUGCAGAUGGAGAUUUUAUUGAAAUUGAUUCCAGAGCAUGCGAGAAAGCAAUGUGCAUUCCUGGGGUUGUGAUUUGGUACCAUGUAUCUCCUGUUCCCCUAGGACUAAGUUUUUCACUUUUGAGAACAAGCUGGCGGCCCUGUAUACAAGGAUCAGAUCAAGUUGAGCUCUGCUUUGAACCCGCCUCCCAUGCUUUCCACCCCCCCCACCCCUCUUCUCUUUCCCCCAACCAGUUGUUACAUUUUGUUUUGUAAAAACAGACAGAAGAAUCUGCUUAAUCUUUCCCAAAACCUCGUUGGGUCUGCUGACCCUUGUUUCUAAACACAACACAGGUUGUAACAUUUUAUAGAAAAGAGAAGCGAUUGGCUUUCCACUUUUAAGUGAUUUAUUGGACGUACGAAUCUGAUGGUAUUAAUGUGAUCUGCAUCUUUUCCUU
Molecule: messenger RNA, 1901 nt
Organism: Macadamia integrifolia
Lineage: Eukaryota; Viridiplantae; Streptophyta; Magnoliopsida; Proteales; Proteaceae
Product: shaggy-related protein kinase alpha
Exons: 13
Coding region: 308-1537 (409 amino acids)
Biological process (GO): protein phosphorylation; signal transduction
Cellular component (GO): cytoplasm
Molecular function (GO): ATP binding; protein serine/threonine kinase activity
Source: RefSeq, a predicted model, not a curated record